GGCCGGGAAACGCAGAACCGGCCAAAGAGUGGCGCGACACGAAGAAGACCGGACUAGGGCUGCGCUUGAGGGGACCUCGCAGGCGCCGAGCGAGAGGCCGGCGUGAGGGAGCGCGGAGGCAGUGUUCGCCGGCGUACCUGAUCUGCCGGUCUCCGCGCCCGCCGCCGGCAUGAGCCACAUCCAGAUCCCACCGGGGCUCACGGAGCUGCUGCAGGGCUACACCGUGGAGGUGCUGCGGCAGCAACCGCCUGACCUCAUCGACUUCGCAGUAGACUACUUCACCCGCCAGCGGGAGGCCCGCGCCCAAGCCUCAGUCCCGCCUGCUGCCCCUCCUUCGGACUUCCACACGCCUGAGCCCGGCCCUGACACUGUCGCCGACGCGAACACAGAGAGCGACUCGGAGGACGACGCGGACUUGGAAGCCUUGAAGGAAACGUGCGCGCUUUGGGCCCUCGUGGUGGUGCGAGCCCGAGAGGUGUGGAGCCCAACUCGGCCCCGCCAGAGAAUCCCUCGCCUCUUUUUGAGACCCUUCGCAUGGUCUGGUUUCGAGGACAAGAGCAUUCACAUUCAGUGA
Molecule: messenger RNA, 574 nt
Organism: Galeopterus variegatus (Sunda flying lemur)
Lineage: Eukaryota; Metazoa; Chordata; Mammalia; Dermoptera; Cynocephalidae
Product: cAMP-dependent protein kinase type II-alpha regulatory subunit-like
Exons: 2
Coding region: 170-574 (134 amino acids)
Source: RefSeq, a predicted model, not a curated record